This is a messenger RNA of Fraxinus pennsylvanica, 843 nucleotides long. NCBI's taxonomy places the organism in Eukaryota, Viridiplantae, Streptophyta, Magnoliopsida, Lamiales, Oleaceae. The record is from the annotation of a GenBank genome assembly.
AUGGCAAAUUCCUCAUUUCUUUGCCUAAUACUCCUGGUGACAAUUUUGGGAGCCAUCACCGGCGUCAACCACGUUUCCGCCGCAAACCCUUCUCCACCAUCACCCUUUCCAUCUUCAAUCCCACUACCCCACCAACGUUUUCCACCCACCCCUUAUCUGCCACCAUCUCCGCCGCCGCCGCCUAUGCAACUGGCGGAGAUUCCAAAACAACAGAUGAACAACAUAAUCGACGCCCUAAUAGGUGCCGGAGACUUUGCAGGAUGGAUCAAUUUCCUCUCCUCCACCAACCCAUCAUCUCUGUCAUUCACCGCCACCUUCUUCGUUCCGAGCAACGACGCCAUCUCUCAGUUCCCAACCGCCACCGCCGCCGGAACGAACUUCGACCCUUUUAUUGUACCUUACCAUAUAGUCCCACAGCGCCUCUCUUUCUCCGAUCUUCAACAGUUUUCCACCCUCACGCGCCUCCCCACUCUCUACCCUUCAAAGUACAUUGUCAUCACCAACAAUUCUCGAUUCAAUUUCACCGUCGAUGACUCUCUAGUCACCCACCCAGAUAUUCUUGUGAAUGCUGCUUUUUCAGUUCAUGGAAUCAAAAAUGUUCUUGAUUACAAUGUCUAUGGCGGCAACGACAACGGUCUCUUUUCACCACCACCACCGCAGCCAGACAACACAACAGCAUCGACACAGGUGCCUGGACCAAUCCUUGUGUCACCACCGCCAAAUGACAGCAAACCAGUGGACGAAACUAUUCUUGACGUGAGUUUUGGCGUAGCAUGCUUCUGCGAUGUGUUCGUCAUCAUUUUUUGGAUUGGUUGUGCUGUUUUUGCAUCCAAGAUUCAUUGA